This is a messenger RNA of Alternaria metachromatica, 510 nucleotides long. RefSeq lists its product as uncharacterized. The transcript is spliced from 2 exons. The record is from RefSeq and is a predicted model, not a curated record. Bases 1 to 510 code for a protein of 169 amino acids. Lineage: Eukaryota; Fungi; Ascomycota; Dothideomycetes; Pleosporales; Pleosporaceae.
AUGAGUUCUUCGGCUACGCCUCAAGAUGUACGAGCCUCUGGUAGACGGCUAACUCCUCCUCGGUUCGAAGAAUUUGAACUGCCUUCGACCUUUGAGUCACUUACACCUUUGCCUCGAUUUUCCUCUGCAUCCGUCAUAGAGGAAACAGAGAAUGGAAACGCCUACCUGGAUGUCUUUGCAGAAGUUACCGACGCUGACGAAGUCUUUGCCGAGCAGUGGGAAUCUGUAGCAACCGGGCAGUCUACAACGCCUCUGCUGAAGCGCAUCGGUUCCUUCGAUUUCGUUACAGGAGGAGUCAAUGAGUCAUCAUCGAUACCAAAGACCCGGACAAUGUCGACUAUCACUACAUUGGAGCCAGUCGAAGAGGACAAGCAGCCGGCCUGCGCUUCUUUCUGCAGGGCUCCUGCGUAUGUGGAGCUGCUCUUCGAUGCAGAGACUCCUUAUGCCAGCGACGAAGAUCUAGCCAACCGCAGAACGUUUGCUGGCUCCAGAUCUGCUCGAUACCAGUGA